GAAUCUCCAUUCGCUAGGGUUUUUAAGAUUAGCUUCACUUCACUUCCCCUCAAUUAUCUGCCGCAUUUUCUAGCUUUUUCACAAGUUCCCAACUUUUCAUCUCUCUACAUUCUUCACUUCACAAUACCUUUCUCAUAAUCCAUUUCCAUGGGUUCUAAAUUUUAGGGAUUUUCAAUUUUCUAAUACAUAUAUUUGUAUCUCUAUAUAUACAUUCAGCAAAAGAGUGAAAAAAUGGCAACUUUAAACCCAUUUGAUCUUUUGGGUGAUGAUGCAGAGGACCCAAGUUUGUUUAUUGCUCAGAAAGAGGCUGCUCCGGUUGCUGCUGCUCCUAAGAAAGCUCCAGCUAAGGCCCAAGCUCAACCGGCUAAGCCAGUUGCCAAGUUUCCCUCUAAGCCCCUCCCUCCUUCUGAGGCUGUGAGGGAGUCCAGGUAUGAAGGCCAACGAGGAGGAGGCCGUGGAGGUCCGCGUGGAGGAGGUCGUGGUCGCGGCGGACGGGGACGUGGGUUUAACCAGGAUUUUGCUGAUGGUGAGAAUACCUUUGGUAGCAAUAAUGGUUUCUCUGGAGUGUACAAAGCACCAGAGGAUGGAGAGUCAGGAAGGUCCUUUGAAAGGAGGGGUGGUGGAUAUGGUGGACCUCGUGGGGGAUUCCGUGGGGGACGCCGGGGCGGUUUCAACAAUGAGGAAGGUGCAGAAGGUGAUCGCCCACGCAGAGUGUAUGAUCGACGAAGUGGAACUGGACGUGGGAAUGACUUUAAACGGGAGGGUGCAGGUCGUGCGAACUGGGGAACUCCCACAGAUGAGAUUGCACCGGAGACAGAGGAGCCUGUUACUGAAGGAGAGAAGAUUGUUGAUCCUGAGAAACCAGCUGGGGAGGAAGAUGCUGGAGAUGCCAAAAAGGAUUCUUCUGCUGCCGCGCCAGAAGAGAAGGAGCCUGAGGAGAAAGAGAUGACCCUUGAGGAGUAUGAGAAACUACUAGAGGAGAAGAGGAAGGCUUUGCUGGCUCAGAAGCCUGAAGAAAGAAAGGUUAAUUUGGAUAAGGAAUUUGAAUCCAUGCAACUUCUAUCUAACAAGAAGAAUGAAGAUGAUGUUUUCAUCAAAUUAGGAGCUGAGAAAGAUAAGCGGAAAGAGGCAGUUGAAAAGGCCAAGAAGACUAAAAGCAUAAAUGAGUUUCUGAAACCCGCUGAAGGGGAAAAUUACUAUCGAGGUAGGGGACGUGGUGGCCGUGGUGGCCGUGGAAGAGGUGGCUAUGGGGGUAACGGUGGUAAUGGUGGUAACAACUACAGUGUUGAAGCCCCUAAGAUUGAGGAUGUUGGCCAGUUCCCAUCUUUGGGUGCCAAGUAAGGUUCUGCAGAGCCAGCCAUCUGAGCUCGUUCUCCAUUUCUGCUUACUUGUAUGCUCAAUGAUGGCAGAUCAUCUCUCCAACUCUUUUUUCGGGGGCUUUCAUGUAUUAGAAUCAUCUGAAAACUUUAUUGUUCUUUUUAAGAGUGUAAAUUUAGAUGUCUCUUCUGGGGUUUUACACCCUUGGUCUUUCUUGACUUUUGACAUGCAUGAAUACCCUUUCCCUUCAUAAUUAGGCUUUAGGUCCAUUUUUGAUUUAGUUGUGGGAUCAUUUUUGUUUUUGAAUUUUAUUAAAAACAAUUUUGCUCCUUUGCAGU
Molecule: messenger RNA, 1655 nt
Organism: Nicotiana tabacum (common tobacco)
Lineage: Eukaryota; Viridiplantae; Streptophyta; Magnoliopsida; Solanales; Solanaceae
Product: RGG repeats nuclear RNA binding protein A-like
Cellular component (GO): cytoplasm; nucleus
Molecular function (GO): RNA binding
Source: RefSeq, a predicted model, not a curated record